UUUUUUGUUUUGAUCCCUUCUUGAAAUAUAUCCAUGUUAUAUUAAAGAACCGGGUAACCUAGUUUUGAAGCGCUUUAUUUCUUGAGACAGCAGCCGGAUUUUUCAGGUUUGAGCCGUCCGCACGGAGGCAGCUCGCGGACCCGCUUUUGGUAGUCAGGCAUCGGGGCCAAAAUAGUCGCGACUCUUUUGGUAAUGUCUGCGGGGUGAACAACUCCUUUAGAGGGGAGAGGACAGGUUCAGGACGGCGUGUGGGAAAUGUCACCCGGGGGUCACAAAGGAGGGCAAAAUUAUGUAAUGCAGGCUGGGUGAAAGCAAGCUUUACACGCUUUAACUAGUUUGUUUACUAGAAAUUAGAAUAUUAAUCUAAAAUAAAGUCAGCUUCAUUUUCUUCUUCUUUUUUUUUAUUUUAUUUUUUCUUAUCACACCAGCGCGAACAAUUUGAAUACAGUAGGCUAGCUUACAUCAGACUUUAAAUCUUCCAACAAGUAAUGUUUGUUGCCAAAGAAAACAGGAUGAAAUUCAGUGGGAACAGUUUCAUUCAUUCUCAUCCCGCUUCUUCUUCCACUAAGUGGGCGGGUCUUCUGGCAGAAUGCCUGAAUUUGAUUGGUCCGCAAGUGGGCCCCCUGAGCCGAGCCCACAGCACUAGUACUUAUAAAUAAAGUUCAGAUGCAACAGCCAGGAAACAAGGGAGUUUGGGGUCAAAUUAUUCAGAACAUUUUAACCUGACGUUCAUCUGAGACUGAGAGAUGAAGACUCAGCAGCCUCUUCAUGUGGCCACUCCAGUGAGACAGAGCCUCGCCCUGUCUAAGGUGGCAGGGACCUCUGUUUACCUCAAACUGGAUUCCUCACAGCCCACAGGAUCCUUCAAGAUCAGGGGUAUUGGACACCUAUGCAAAACUUGGGCCGAGCGAGGAUGUGAGCGCUUUGUUUGCUGUUCAGGAGGAAACGCUGGGAUGGCGGCAGCUUACUCUGCUCGUCAGCUUGGUGUUCCUGCAACCAUCGUUGUCCCAAGUGUUACUCCGAAUCCAACAGUGGAGAGGCUGAAGGAUGAGGGGGCCACUGUGAUCAUCCAUGGCAAGGCUCUCAAUGAAAGCAUUGAAUAUGGACAGCAGCUUGUGGCAAACAACCCUGGCUGGAUUUUCAUCUCGCCUUUUGAUGACCCUCUCAUCUGGGAAGGCCACACGUCCCUGGUGAAGGAGCUGGAGCUUGACAUGAGGGAGAAGCCAGGAGCGAUCGUGUUGUCUGUGGGAGGUGGGGGUCUGUUGAACGGAGUGGUGGAGGGGCUGCGGCGUGCCGACUGGGCUGAUGUGCCCAUUGUAGCCAUGGAAACCCUGGGAGCACACAGCCUUAAUGCAGCAAUGGAGGCUGGGGAGCUGAUCACUCUCCCUGAAAUCACUAGUGUUGCUACCACGCUGGGUCUGACAAGGGUCUCUGCACAGACUCUGAAGCUGGUGAAUGAGCACACGGUUUUCUCAGCCGUUGUCACGGAUCAGGAGGCUGUGAAAGCUGUGGAGCGCUUUGUAGACGAUGAGAAGGUCCUGGUGGAGCCAGCCUGUGGCGCAGCCCUGGCAGCCGUCUACAGUGACAUUAUCAAAAAGCUGCAGGACGAGGGGAAGCUGGCGAGGAGCCUGGGCCCGGUGGUGAUCGUGGUGUGCGGCGGGAACAACAUCAGCAUGGAGCAGCUGAGGAGGCUGAAAAAACAGCUGGGUGUUAUCUAGCAAGGCUGACCAGCUCGCGUCUUCUUGACCUUGUCCUUUGUUCCUCCAUCAGCUGGUCUCAGACCAUAACUGCCCACCUGAAAAUUAUUCAUGUGCUUUACAGACCGAAUCAUUCCAGACUGUGAAACUCUCCUGAGCACUGGGACUGAAAAUGUGAGAGAGCUGCUGGAGGAAUUUCUUUGUAGCAUAGAAACUAGAGAGAGCUCGUUCAGAAUAACGUCAAAUGUUUAAAGAAAUGUACACUGACAUGUUUAGACGGCAUUUUUAUUGAGG
Messenger RNA from Cheilinus undulatus (humphead wrasse), 1991 nucleotides. RefSeq names its product L-serine dehydratase/L-threonine deaminase-like. Bases 747 to 1718 code for a protein of 323 amino acids. Gene Ontology annotation, biological process: L-serine catabolic process; L-threonine catabolic process. Gene Ontology annotation, molecular function: L-serine ammonia-lyase activity; threonine deaminase activity; pyridoxal phosphate binding. The record is from RefSeq and is a predicted model, not a curated record. Lineage: Eukaryota; Metazoa; Chordata; Actinopteri; Labriformes; Labridae. The transcript is spliced from 8 exons.